Molecule: messenger RNA, 738 nt
Organism: Laccaria bicolor S238N-H82
Lineage: Eukaryota; Fungi; Basidiomycota; Agaricomycetes; Agaricales; Hydnangiaceae
Exons: 10
Coding region: 1-738 (245 amino acids)
Source: RefSeq, a predicted model, not a curated record
AUGCAGUGCGUGACGCAAUUCGAGGCGGGCCAACGUCGACAUGAAAGUCAUGUUGAUCAUCGAUCAACGUUUGUUUUCAUCGCGUCUCUUUCCACCACCAUCAACGAAAGUGCCCAAAACCCACACUAUCGACGAGCCGCAUCAACUCGUCAAGCGAGAGAAGUUAUGAAGUCGAGCUUAUGGCCAGCAUCAACUCAGCACCGCAGAUUCGGAGUCAACGACUGCAUCAGGCCUCGAAGAUUGGUGGCGCCUUGCCUUGAAGAGACCUUCAAAGCUUCAAUGCCUACCUCAUAUACACGGCCUCUAUCUUUGCUCUAUCUUGUACUCAUGCCAAAUUCUUCUUGCGGCACGGAUGCUUCUCCGAUUGGUUUGUUUCUCGAGCUCGGAACCAUGCUUUGCACCUCCAUAGGCACAUACACCAUCUUCGUCACUAAUCUUGGAUGCCCCGAACGACUGGCGCAAAAUCCAGAUCUCAUGAACAGCGCAGUACUAUUGGUAUCCUGGUCGACCAUCUCCGAGUCAAGGCCAUCUUUAUAUACCGCCUCUACAGAUUUCCUCCAAACUCCUCAUAUGCAUCGCCCUUCGGGGGCUAUCCCUCUCUUGUCAUUUAUGAUCGACUGGUGGAUUGAUGGCUGUAGCAACAGCAGUCUCUUUCUUCAUGUGGGAAAACUUCUUCUCGAACGCCCUGCUUUCAUCCAGCGCUUAUUUAAGGACAGUAUCCUCAGGCUUAACAAUUGA